Centrocercus urophasianus (Greater sage-grouse) is the source of this 1783-nucleotide messenger RNA. RefSeq names its product ankyrin repeat domain 42 (gene ANKRD42). The transcript is spliced from 12 exons. NCBI's taxonomy places the organism in Eukaryota, Metazoa, Chordata, Aves, Galliformes, Phasianidae. The record is from RefSeq and is a predicted model, not a curated record. Gene Ontology annotation, molecular function: protein binding. The coding region runs from base 218 to 1741 and encodes 507 amino acids.
ACAACUCACUGAUACGCUUUAACAUUUUUGAUCUCGCAUUUUUAAUAAUCCAAACUAUUGCCUCAAUUUCUUCUCCAUGGGCAGGAAAACCGAGGCAGUAAUACCUUAAGACCAACAUUUACGUGCGUGCUUGACUUGCAGGACAGCAAUCUGCUUCUUCAAGACUUCUUAGAGCCUGAAAUUUAAUCAGAGGUUGUUGGUGCGUUCUGGUUCCAGAAUGGUGACUACUCCAAAAGAUGUCAGGAAGAAGCAAAUUUACACCAAUGUACAUGAGGCAGUGAAAGCUGGUGAUGUAGAACAGCUUGCAUUAAUGGUAAAACGCGGAGCCUCUAUCGAUGAGGUGGAUUUAGUCCACAAGUUCACACUGCUGCACUGUGCUGCACACUCUGGAAGCUUGGAGUGCCUUCACUGGUUGCUCUGGCAUGGCGCUGACGUGACACGUGUGACAGUCAGAGGCUGGACAGCAGUCCAUCUUGCGGCGAUCCGCGGGCAGGAUGCUUGCAUGCAGGCAUUGUUAAUAAAUGGAGCAAACCUGGAAGCUCGAGAUGACCGUGGCUGCACUCCAUCACACCUGGCUGCAGCCCACGGGCAGUCGUACACAUUGCAAACCAUGCUGCGAAGCGGAGCGAAUGCAAACGUUGCAGACAGGAAUGACUGGAAGCCUGUUCAUUAUGCUGCUUUUCAUGGUCGCUUGGGCUGUUUGCAGCUCCUUGUUAGAUGGGGAGCAUGCAUAGAUGAUGUGGAUACUGAUGGAAACCUUCCAGCUCAUUUGGCAGCAGUGGAAGGACACCUGCAUUGCUUUAAGUUCCUGGUCAGUAAAAUGGCCAGUGUCGUGGGUGCGCUGAAAGCCAGGAAUGACCAUGGAGAGACUCCAAGGGACUUGGCUGAGCGGUUCUAUAAAGACAAUAUUCUGCAAUAUAUUGACAGUGUGGAAAAAGAGGAGGAGCAUCCAGAGACACAGGAAGUUUUAGCUUUCCCAGCCCAUGAUGCUGCUUUCAGAGGGGACUUGUUAGUACUCAGAAGAUUAGUGAGAUGUGGAGUAAUCAAUAUUAAUGAGCGGGAUGAUAAGGGGUCCACUCUCAUGCACAAAGCUGCAGGACAAGGGCACAUCCAUUGCUUACAGUGGUUGAUUGAAAUGGGAGCUGACUGUGACAUUACAGAUGAUGCUGGAGAGACUCCAAAGGAUGUAGCCAAGAGAUUUGCCCAGCUAGCAGCUGUGGAACUUUUGACCCAAAGAACUGGAGACAGUAACUCUAGUGAUGAAGAACUGGAUGCAAGCAACAUAGAAUUUUUUGAAAGACAUGGUGUGGAAGGGAGUACAGACAGCAAAGAAGACUUAAUCCUGGAUAAAGCAGAAAAAAGGGAUGCACGCAUAAGGGCCUAUCGCAGGAUUCAAGAACUUCAGCAACUUCUGGAAAUUGCCUACAGCAACUACAGACAGCUGGGAGGAAUAACUGAGGAGGAGAGGAAGAUGAAAAAACAUGAAAAGGAGGUUGAGAAGGCCGUGAGGGAGCUGGAGGCGCAGCUGGAAUCCGAGCGAGUCAGGAGGGAAAAGCUGGAGAGCCAGCUGGAUGGCUGCCGCGCCGAGAUCGGCCUCCUCAGGGAGAGCCGGGGGAGAACCCGCAGCCCUGCUGCUCUGCCUCCGGAACCCGAACCCAUCUCCAUUUCCUGCAAAGAGAAAAAGAAAGUGAAGAAGAAUCCACCCUGCAGGCAUGGAGGAGUGUUUGUGAGGCUGCGCUGAGGAAGGAGCCUCAGACACAGGGCUGGCAGGCAGAGGGUGCAG